GCUCGUUCCGGGAGGCGGGCGCAGCGGAGGCCGGUGUGGCCGGAGCUCGGGCGGAGGCCGGGCGCGGGCUGCAAGACUGGGGCGGGAGGCGAGCGGGCGGCCGGGGUGGGACGUUCUGGCCGUGGGGGCGGCGGGGGCGGCGUCUGGGCUGCGGCGGCAGGGGUCACCGGGCGAGCCGGAGGGUGUCUCGUGGCGGCCGAGCGCCGCACCGCUGCCUCCUGAGGGGCGGCUCGGGCCCCUAGGGCCCUGGGCUGGUCGGCGGGGCCGCGGGAGCAGGGCGGGCUGCGCGCCGGCUCUGGCCCUGCCCUGCGGCCCGCCCUCGGCAUUCCGGGCCUCUGGACCACGCGCCCCCCCCAACCCCCCAAAGGCUGAGGGUCUGGUAGCCAUGUGUGGACCCUAAAGCGCCUUGUAGUCUUUUGAAGCGCUUUGACAUCUCGGAAGGGCUCUGUACUGCAAACUAAAUCGUAGCGCUUUGUAAUCCCGGAAGCGCUUUGACAUCUCCCUAGUAGCGCUGUGCAAACAGAAGCGCUUGGCGAUCGCGGAAGCACGUUGUGGGGUUUGGAAACCAAACCGACGCCCUUAGUAAAUCUUGGAUCGUUUUGACUAAGGCGAAGCGCUUUGGAAUCGCGAACAGUAGAAGCGCGUUGGUAUCUCCGAAACCUUGAGAACUGUGAUGGGCAGUGGAAAGAACGGGGAAAGGUGCCCAUGGCGUCGGAGCGGCGCAAGGUCAAGUACCACUGGAGCAGCACUUCGGAAGGGUGUCCCCGCAAGCGCAGCUGCCUCAGGGAGCCCGGUGAUGUGGCCCCCUCCAGCCGGUCAGCUCCUAGCUCUGCGUCGCGUUCAGGAGGCACCAGCAGCCCCAAGCGCCUGAAAGCCCAGAAGGAGGACGAUGUGGCCUGCACCCCGAGGUUGCCCUGGGGCUCAUCCUGCCGCAGAAAUUCUUCCUCCUCCUCCUCCUCUUCCUCCUCCUCGCAUUCCUCUGGCCCAGGUGUGGGCGGGGCUGCCCCCAAAGGCUGCCUGAUUCAGAGCACACGGGGAUUCCUGUCAUCGUCCAGAGGAUCCCCUCUUCGCUCUGCCAACCCCUCUCCGGAAGAAAUGGCUUCUCUAGAGGAGGAAGCCUGCAGCCUUAAGGUUGAUUCGAAAGAUAGUUCUCGUAACUCCACAAACUCUGAAUUUGCAGCCGAAGCUGAGGGUCAGAAUGACACAAUUGAGGAACCAAACAAGGUCCAGAAAAGGAAGAGGGAUAGGUUUCGAGACCAAGGCUCUACAAUGAUCUACUUGAAGGCUAUCCAGGGCAUCUUGGGAAAGUCGAUGCCAAAAAGGAAGGGAGAGGCUUCCACUAGGGCCACACCAAACACAAGGGAGCGUCCCAGCCGUGGAGAAGGGCCAGCCAGGAGUGCCACUGUGUCUCCUCCUCAGAAAGGGAAAGAGUCAGCCCCAGAGGUAAGAGCAGAGGAAGAAAAGGCUGUGCUGGAGAGGACCAGCUUCUGCGACAGGAGAGUGGUGAUAGACCCUCAGGAGAAACCCAGCGAGGAGACACCUGGUGACCGAAGGACAGUCAUUGACAAGCAUUCUCCACCUCUGGAGUUUUUGGAUGACUCUGACUCUCAUUUAGAAAGCCAGAAGCCUAAAGAAAGGGAGGUGGUGAUAGAGCGCACCUCUUCAGGAAGUGACUGGUCUGAUGUAGACGAAGUCUCCACAGUCCGAUUCUCUCAGGAGGAGCCCAGCUCGCUGAAACCCUCCACAGUUCCAGAGCCUUCUGCCUUCCCCACUGACUAUGUCAUGUACCCAGCUCAUUUGUACAGUAGUCCGUGGUGUGACUACGCCAGCUAUUGGACCAGCAGCCCCAAGCCUUGCGGCUACCCCUCUGUGGGCACCGGCAGUGACACGCUGCAGGCAGGGCGGAGCAACCGGGGCCUCCUGAGUGAUUGUCCCCCUAACUCUGCAGCAACUUCCCAGAAUACUUCCAGAGACCAGGAGGCAACAGAGGAAGGCACAUCCCAGAACUCCCGUUCAUUUCAUUUCUCCAGAAGCUCGGAAGAAGAGGUGAAGGAGAAAAGAGCACUCCAGGAGGAGAUGGCACCACGUCCCUGCGGAGGCCACGCAUCCGGCUCCCUGCCAAGGAGCCAUCGGGGGUCAGGCCUAGAAGAGGGUUUCAUCGAUACCCACUGUCACCUGGACAUGCUGUAUUCCAAGUUGUCUUUCAAAGGGUCCUUUACCAAGUUCAGAAAAAUUUAUAGCAGCUCCUUCCCUAAGGAAUUUCAGGGCUGCAUCUCUGACUUCUGUGAUCCUCGGACACUGACUGAUUGCCUGUGGGAGGAGCUCUUGAAAGAGGAUCUGGUUUGGGGGGCCUUUGGCUGUCAUCCUCAUUUUGCACGUUACUACAGUGAGAGUCAAGAAAGAAAUCUUUUGCAAGCCUUAAGGCACCCCAAGGCUGUGGCAUUUGGGGAAAUGGGCUUGGAUUACUCGUAUAAGUGCACCACGCCUGUCCCAGAACAGCACAAGGUGUUUGAGAGACAGCUGCAGCUGGCCGUAUCUCUGAAGAAGCCCUUGGUGAUCCACUGCCGAGAAGCUGACGAAGAUCUGCUGAACAUCAUGAAAAAAUUUGUGCCCUCAGACUACAAGAUCCAUAGGCACUGCUUCACUGGCAGCUACCCAGUCAUCGAGCCUCUGCUGAAGCACUUCCCCAACAUGUCUGUGGGCUUCACAGCAGUCCUGACUUACUCCUCGGCCUGGGAGGCCCGGGAAGCUCUGAAGCAGAUCCCCCUGGAGAGAAUCAUUGUGGAAACGGACGCUCCCUACUUCCUGCCCCGACAGGUUCCGAAAAGCCUCUGCCAGUAUGCCCACCCAGGCCUGGCCUUGCAUACGGUCCGAGAGAUUGCGAGGGUCAAAGAUCAGCCGCUCUCCCACACCUUGGCCAUCCUGCGUGAGAACACCAGCCGCCUCUACAAUCUUUAAGCAGAGAGGGUGCAGUCAGGAGAAAAAGGACAACCAGUGGCCUGACAGAAGAUGGGCUGGUUUGCUCUCUGCCUGUAUGUCCCAGGUCAGGGAUGUGUCUGAAGAGAGCCCCUUGGAACGGAGGAAACCAGGACAGGAUGUUUGCCUCGAAGCCCCGUCCUAAAGCUCUACUUCCGGCUGGGGGGUGGGGUGGGGAGCAGCGUGGAGCAAGGCGCAGGUAGGGUCUACCUCCCAGGGCAGUCAGUGACGCAGGAAGGGGCUGAGAGGAGGGCGCAGCGAGUUCGCCACUCCAAGUCCUGAUGCUCUGCAGCCUGCGACUUUGAGCAGUCUUCACAGACCCUCUCCUACUCGUCUGAGCACCUGUGUGUGUGUAACUCAGCUCCUGGGUCUCCGAUAUAAAGAUGAACUCCCAAGUGGGAAACCUCCUCUGGGGGACGUUAACUGGAGCCUUGUCUCGGAGGUUUAUGGUCCUUCAACCGAGAAGUCCUCCCCUUCUUUCCCUGGAUAAUGCUUCGGUUCGGCUGUCCCCGCUGCUGCCUCAGCUCUUCUUCAGCAUGAGUGGAAGACCUUGGCUGCUCGUCUCACUGGUUCUUCUGCCAUCGGUCUGGAGGGGCGGGGGACGCUCACUGUCCGGGGGAAGUCCUGGCCAAUGGGGAUCUGGACAGACUGGGGGACUCCAGGAGGAGGCCUUUGGGAGGAAGAGGACCCCUGAGAAGGUGUUUCUGCUUACCGAUGCCCCCAGGGCUACAGCUCGGUUGUGUUCAUCUGGUAAGGGUUCAGUUUGCAGCAGAUGCGACCUGCUAGUCUGCUGUUGGGACGUCCCACCUGCCUGUUGCUCCAUUUUUGCCCCAUUCUCCUGGAACACUGGACCAAGAAUACUUCUGUUUCAUCCCAUGUAACAGCCCCUUAUGUGCCCCACCCGGGUUGAGAGGUAAACCAGUUUAAUUCUUCAGAACUCUGUUGGGGCUGCUCAGCCAUGGUGUUGCUUUUGCCGCACAUGAUCUUAGCCAAAAGGCCGAGAAGCGAUGGUGUUGCUUAUGCCGAACAAACAGGCCUGGUGUCUCUGCCUUUCAGUCCCCUCCCAGGGCUCUCUCUCCCUUGCCUUUGCCUCAUCUGUGUCCUUUCUCCCAUGUUGGAAGUGAGCGCCUCUCCUUUGACUUUUGAGAGGCUGGGUCGUCAGGUUCUAAGCUGUGCUCUGCUCCCUGCCUGGUAUAUCUGUUACAGGCCCUGGAAGGUUCUAAUGGUUGAGGGUUAAGUGUGAGGACACUCUGCACUUUGUCCAAAAGGAUCCUUUACCCCAAUCUCCCACAGUAAGACGGGACACCUUCAGUCCCUUGUCUAUUUCUUGGAGGCCAGUAGCUUAAUUCGUGAAAUCCAUCACUUAAUGCUGGAUUUCUCUAGGGGUUUUUGGAAGGUGCAUUUGAGCCUCGUAAGCUGAAAGGGAAUGGACUUAACGUUUCAUAGCUGGUGUUUCUGUCUUGGCCUGGUGCACGUGUCACUGGCCUGGGAAGCAGGCCUUGAUUCACUGUUGGCCUUCCAUGGCUCAGCUGCGUGGCAUUGUCUGUGCCUCCAGUUUGCCAACGCGGGGAAUCGGGGGCUUGCUGUCCUGCUUGGAGGACUAAGUAUUUCAGAGCGCUCUGUUGUCCCGCAAGUGAACUGCAGCCUGUACACCUCCUUUACAACAAGCCCUGUCAGUCAAUACUCGCUGCACUGGAAGCGGAGUGGUCCUGUGCUAGAGGGCUAAAAGUGAUGACUAAGUGGAUGUCUCUGAGCCUGUGCAGUCUCCCUGCCAAGGUAAAGCACAAGGUGCUAUGUACUCUCAUCUCUAGGGUUUAAGAUGAUCAUUUCUGUGCUGUUACACAGUGGAACAUGACUUGUGUGGGCGGUGAAAGCUGGUGGGCAUUGUUUUUGACUUGAUGGCUGACUUGAUUGUUUUUGCUGUGCUGCCGGAAUGCCUCUGUAUGUCCCCCUGCCCCUUUUGGCCAUCUCUUUCUGAAAAUAAAGUGAUGGGUCUUCAGCCA
Messenger RNA from Neofelis nebulosa (Clouded leopard), 4979 nucleotides. RefSeq names its product TatD DNase domain containing 2 (gene TATDN2). NCBI's taxonomy places the organism in Eukaryota, Metazoa, Chordata, Mammalia, Carnivora, Felidae. The transcript is spliced from 8 exons. The record is from RefSeq and is a predicted model, not a curated record. Gene Ontology annotation, molecular function: hydrolase activity, acting on ester bonds. The coding region runs from base 706 to 2958 and encodes 750 amino acids.